Molecule: messenger RNA, 541 nt
Organism: Cylicostephanus goldi
Lineage: Eukaryota; Metazoa; Nematoda; Chromadorea; Rhabditida; Strongylidae
Source: the annotation of a GenBank genome assembly
AAAGGACUUAGCAGACACAUCACAUGCGCACGGGUCAACUAGCUCUCAAGAGUUUUUUCAGCGCUCCAUCCCCACUCGUCGAGUAAAAUUCCUCCUUCGUUUGCUCCGUGGUAGACUUGAAGUUGAUCCGAACAAGGAUCGGCUUCUUUUCAAGCAUAUGUGCUACGAGAUGGAACGGUUACAUAAUGGCGAGGAUGUGUCAUUCCACGAUGUUCUAAAUAUGCUCUCCUAUCGAAGCGUUGACAUUCGCAAGAGUUUACAAUUAGAAGAAUUACUACAAAGGGAGGAGCUAGAAUACUUGAUAGAGGAAGAAGUAGCAAAGCAAACUAUCCGAGCAUGGUUGGAGCAAUGUCUUCGACGGAUUAAGCAGAAGCAGAGCGUGCAGCUGACACAACCUGAAGGCGUCUUGCCAUCAGCCCUAGCUCUUCAUCGUCUCAGCUGUCUCAUACCAUCGGUGCCUCAUAUUCCUUCACAGUAUAACCUUCAAGCUACUCCACCAGCGGCGACAGUAGGUUCUUUUCGAUCAUUUUUAGUUCUCUAA